AAAGCACAUCUUUUUGUCAUUUUUAGCCUGGAUUUUGCGGCUUCGAUUUCGGUCACCUGCGCGUUAUAAUUGUCGAGUAAAGGUAUCACUCACAUUCAUGGAUGUUUCCAAAAUGUGUGUUACUACAUCUUCUGAAUUUUCAUUGGCCUCAGUUGUGGAAGGAUGUCAGCUGCCUGUGCACAUGCUGAAAACCGACGAGUGGCCAUUGGCCGAGAUUGUCAGCACAAAGGAAGAGGAUGGCCGACAGAGGUUCUACGUCCACUACAUUGACUACAACAAGCGGCUGGAUGAGUGGGUGACAGAGGAGCGGCUGGAUCUGCGGCGCAUCCAGUUCCCCCGGAAGGACAGAGAUGCUCCCACCACCACCACCCAGGGUACAACGACUGGGCUGAACACACCCAAGAAGAAGGAGCCGUCCAGCACGCUGCCGUCGCGGUCCGGCUCACCGGUCCAGUCACCCGAGCCGCACCACAUGGCCGGCACGCCCAACGUCCUGUCUGCCGCCCUGCUCAGAAAGAAGGCGCAGAAGCGCAAGCUGCCCUCCUCCGAGGAGGUACGACCCGGUCAGGCGGCCAAGCCGACCGGUCGACCCGGGUUCGGCCGUGCACGCACCGGCAGCAUGGCCGUCCACCAGGACGACGUGGUGACGCGCGUCAAAAACGUCCAGAUGAUCGAGCUCGGUCGCCACCGCAUCAAGCCCUGGUACUUCGCACCUUACCCUCAGGAAAUGACCAAGAUGGGGUGCAUAUACCUUUGCGAGUUCUGUCUGGCAUACAGGAAAAGCUCGAAGUGCCUGGAGAGACACAUCAAAAAGUGCAAGCUAAAGCACCCUCCGGGUGACGAGAUCUACCGCAAGCACACCAUCUCCUUCUUCGAGGUGGACGGCCGGAAGAAUAAAGUGUACGCGCAGAACCUCUGUCUGCUCGCCAAGCUCUUUCUCGACCACAAGACGCUGUACUACGACACGGAUCCGUUCCUCUUCUACGUGAUGACCGAGUGCGACAGUCGCGGUAACCACAUCGUGGGGUACUUCAGCAAAGAGAAGGAGUCGACCGAAGACUACAAUGUUGCCUGCAUCCUGGCGCUGCCGCCCUACCAGCGGAAGGGCUACGGCCGGCUCCUCAUAGAGUUCAGUUACGAGCUGUCCAAGUUCGAGGGCAAGACCGGCUCGCCGGAGAAGCCGCUCUCGGACCUGGGCCUGCUCUCGUACCGCAGCUACUGGUCGCAGGCCAUCCUAGACCUGCUCAUCAACACCAAGCCGCUGGAGGGCCAGGAGACGCCGCAGAUCACUAUCAGCGAGAUCUCCGAGCUGACGAGCAUCAAGAAGGACGACGUGAUAUCCACCCUGCAGUGGCUGAACCUGAUCCACUACUACAAGGGCCAGUACAUCAUCACGCUCAACAAGGAGCUUAUCAAGACGCACCUGCGCAGCAUGGGCAAGCGCACGCGCACCAUCGACUCCAAGGGCCUGCACUGGACGCCCCGCGACUGGUCGAAGCGGGGCAAGUGGUGACCAGCGGGUCACGGCGGUGCGCCGUGACCCGCCCGUAGUCAGCCGUCCCGCCGCUGUGCGCCGGGCUGCCCCCGGCUUGUGAUCCGGCGGUGGCGGGGCGACGGGGCACCUCGGCUGUGUAGACCGGCCCGCCGGCCGAGCGUCGACUGAGCUGCCGUUCGUGUUGUGAUCCGGCGGUGGCAGGGCGGCGGGGCACCUCGGCUGCGCAGACCAGCCUGCUGGUCGAGCGUCGACUGAGCUGCCGUUCGUGUUGUGAUUGCGCCGUUUUCAAUACAGCUUUUGCAGUCGGCA
This is a messenger RNA of Pollicipes pollicipes, 1804 nucleotides long. RefSeq names its product histone acetyltransferase Tip60-like. The record is from RefSeq and is a predicted model, not a curated record. Gene Ontology annotation, molecular function: histone H4K16 acetyltransferase activity. NCBI's taxonomy places the organism in Eukaryota, Metazoa, Arthropoda, Thecostraca, Pollicipedomorpha, Pollicipedidae. Gene Ontology annotation, biological process: double-strand break repair via homologous recombination; regulation of DNA-templated transcription. Gene Ontology annotation, cellular component: NuA4 histone acetyltransferase complex.